AUGGCGGGCGAAGUAACGGCCACGUCCGAGGCGAUAUCUAGCGAGCUAAGCAAAUGCGUCAAAGACGUCAUCCUUUUAAUAGAACAAAGCAGGUUUUGUGAGGGUGAUUUAAUACAAUUUCGUCUUGAUUGGUUGUACAGUGUUGUGGUUCGUUAUGUUGACUAUAUUCCGUCUGGAGAAACAGUUUUGAACCUUCUUCAUCAAGCUGCAGCUCUGUUGGUCACCGAUAGCGAUAACGUCGAUUGUCGCCACUCUAAUGUGUCUUCUCAGGCAGAGAUUCUGCACUCUGGCCAACAGGGAAGACCUCGCUACUUUAUUUCCAAGGAGAAGCUUGAGUUUCUUUUGGACAUGAAGUUUACAUCCGGGGAGAUCGCAUCCAUGCUCAAUGUGAGUGAAAGUACCGUAAAACGAAGAAUGCGUGAGUAUGAAACCUUUGUUAGACAAAGGUAUUCAGACAUCUCUGAGUAUGAGUUGGAUAAGAUUGUUGAGGGGAUAAUGAGAGAAUUUCCUAACAGUGGGUACAAGAGGAUGACUGGCCUUUUGCAGAAUGGUGGUUAUAGAGUCCAACAAAAUCGCAUCAGGGAGAGCAUGAGGAGAGUUAAUCCUGAUGGUGUACUACUUAGAGCCCUCGAGCUACGAGCUGUUCGCCGAAGACGGUAUCAAGUCAGCGGUCCUCUUGCCCUGUGGCAUAUUGAUGGCAACCAAAAAUUAAUAAGGUAAAACGUUCCUUGAUCAGGCUGUGUAGGUCCAAAUUUCAAAGUCAGGGAGGGGCAGCAGGGGACUUUUGCAUAGGGUUGUGUCCCUCAAACUUUCAAAUCCUGACCUACUGUUUCAGCAUGUAUAUAAUCAGCACACUGAUAAGGAUACCAGACACCCCCUGAACAGCUUCAGAAACUGGAACAUGUACUGUGGUGACUAUUGAAGUGCUAUCUAAGGGCAUACACACUACAGAAAAAUUAGGCCUAACCCCAUAAGUUUAACCCUUGUUUCACACAACUGGGCCCUGAUUUUGAGUUUCUAUAUUUAAUAAUUGCUUGCUUUAAAUUAUUUUUAACAUGCAGAUGGCGAUUGGUGAUUCACGGAGGUAUCGAUGGCUUCUCAAGGAUGAUUGUUUAUUUAAGAUGCAGCACAGACAAUCUGUCGAGUACCGUCUAUGACCAGUUUCUUUCUGCUGUUAGCAGUUUUGGUCUACCCUCAAGAGUAAGAUCUGACAAGGGUGGUGAGAAUGUUGAAGUUGCACGCUAUAUGCUGAGUCAUCCUCUCAGGGGUCCCAAUAGGGGAAGCCAUAUCGCUGGCCGCAGUGUUCACAACCAGAGAAUCGAACGUCUCUGGAGAGACAUGUUCUCUGGUUGUGUCCACGUUUUCUAUCAUCUCUUUUAUGAGAUGGAACAAUGCGGAAUACUUGAUCCCUCUAAUGAGCUUCACCUGUUUGCUCUUCAGUUUGCCUAUGUUCCAAGAAUUAACAGGAACCUACAAAUAUUUGCUGAUGGGCAUAACAGGGCCCCUAUUUCUACAGAGCAUGGAAAUUCCCCUUGGCAGUUGUGGAUCUCUGGUGCUGUAACUGCUUCAAACAGAGGAAUUGAUGACUUUUGGAAUCAGGUUAGUUUCCUUUGUUACAAUUUUGUAGUUUUCAGUCAAAUGCUGUCAAUAUUAUGGUAUAACAAUAGUAAUAUGUAAGGGGAUUGGACUCCUCUAAAACUGUGGUGCUCGGUGAAUUAUAAUAUUGUCUUUUUUAUAUUAUGGUAAAGAAAAAAUACAUGUACCAUUCAUCAAGCACAAUAUUUUCCCUUAUUCUUAAUCUAUUACAGGGUGAAUACUAUGGUGUCGACUGGGAUGGUCCUGCGCCAAACAACUCUACUGAUGAUCAUGUCACAGUGGAAGUUCCUAUUACCAGAAAUCCCCUUCAUCCAGUCGAUUAUGCAUCACUUACAAAUUCAAUUGACCCUCUACGUGAAAGUGAUGAGUAUGGUGUAGACAUUUACCUUGAAGCCCUGUCAUUUAUACAUACAAUAAUAUCAAACUAUUGA
Molecule: messenger RNA, 2027 nt
Organism: Porites lobata
Lineage: Eukaryota; Metazoa; Cnidaria; Anthozoa; Scleractinia; Poritidae
Source: the annotation of a GenBank genome assembly